AUGCGGCUUAGAGAGAUCAAAACUCUGAAAGAAUCCUAUGGAGAGAUGUACAGUUGGAGAAAGCAAUGUGACGCCCUUGCCGAGAGGAUGUGGAAAAUGAUCCAUGGUAUGAUUGAACUAUAUACUGGCUUAUGUUUAGACAUUUUUAGUACAUGUAAUAAUGGUAAGAUAAUUUAGUUCGUUGUACCUUAUCCUGGUACAGGAUGGUCUGUACUUGUCUUAAAAGACUCCCAGGUCUUGGACGCAGGUCGCCGAAUAGUACUUUGGGUAAUUGAGGUACAUGUACUACCCUUUGUUGAGCUCAAUAGUUAUCGCUAAAUGUUUCAAAUGAGAAGUAGAGCACGUUGGAAUAAGCUGUUCAGAACACUAUGUGCAUUCAACAUUAGCGACAACAUUAUAGACCAAAUACUUAGCUAUAAAAUUUCUCAAGAAUUUCCUACAAAAAGUUAUUCUUGUUUUGAUGUGUAUCUUAAAAGCCCUAUUUUUUUUCAUUAAACAUCAACCUGAUGUAAUAAGUUUAAUAAAAUUGCCGUCAUAACGAAAGUUUGUUUUCACAGGAUCCUCUGCGAAAGAAAACAAAAACCGAAGAACAUACGCCCCUACUGAUAACGAUCGGCUUGUUUCCGAAACAUCCCCUGGUAGUAACUCUGAAAAGAAAGUUGAUGCUGCAUCAGGAAAUCAAACCAAAAUGUCCACAAAUACAGACUCUCAGUCUCAAAAUACCCGUAAGCGUAAACUUUCAGGAUCUUCCCGUGACCCAGGUAUGAAAUUUUUUUUCUCUCUACUGCUCACUCACAUGACUCUGAAGGGUGGGGUGAUUUGUUAGAUUUCACAGAGGUGCUUUUUUGAUAGAGAUGUUUCAGUACUGUUUGAUCUUUUUCCUCCGAAUUUUAGCGUUUUAUUAGACCCGAACGGGAUUCUGCCGGAAUUUCGAUAAUAGUCGUUCCUCAGUGGUGUCGUUUUUUACUUCCAGACAUCGUUAUCAAGCACAGUUACCAGGACUUGAGUGAUGAACAGGAAGAAAUAGUCCAUGACUUUCUAUCACGUCACAUACAAGUGUACAUCAAGCAUCGCAAGGUUGCAACAGCUGAUGAAGUGUCUGCUCUGAUCAAACAUAUAGAAAAGACGUACAACUUGGCCUUGGAAUCUGUUGGUGUGGGCUCUCUGGAAAUGAAGUUUCGAUGCCCCACCCUGGAGGGUCUUGAGCAUUUGUGGAGUGACUAUCAGUCAGGUUACCUUAAUGAGAUUGCU
Molecule: messenger RNA, 1251 nt
Organism: Porites evermanni
Lineage: Eukaryota; Metazoa; Cnidaria; Anthozoa; Scleractinia; Poritidae
Source: the annotation of a GenBank genome assembly